This is a messenger RNA of Antechinus flavipes (yellow-footed antechinus), 1806 nucleotides long. It is a transcript of the gene PCP4L1, whose product is annotated as Purkinje cell protein 4 like 1. The record is from RefSeq and is a predicted model, not a curated record. NCBI's taxonomy places the organism in Eukaryota, Metazoa, Chordata, Mammalia, Dasyuromorphia, Dasyuridae. Bases 259 to 459 code for a protein of 66 amino acids. The transcript has 3 exons.
CGCGGAGCCGCUUUGACAGGACAGGUCGAAAAGGGAAAACUGGCUGGGAGCUAAAGGACUCCGAAGCUGGGGUGCUAAGUGCCCAGCAGCGGGGGUCUGUCUGCAUUCUUUGCUUGUGUGCCCAGUUCCGCGCGCCCCACUCUCUGACAGCCGGGUGAGACAACUGCCGACGGCCAACGGCCCCCUUGAGACACCGCCGCCCCAUCUAGCUCCUUUACCUGCGGGUGCCGCUCCCCCAAGGAGCCCCGUCCGGCUGCCAUGAGCGAGCUCAGUACCAACGAGUCUCCAAAAGCCAAGAAGGCAUCCAGUCCAGAAGAAAAGGAGAAAGCAGAUGCCAAGAAGGGUGAGGAAGAAGAAAUUGAUAUUGAUCUGACUGCACCCGAGACAGAGAAAGCCGCACUUGCCAUUCAGGGCAAGUUCCGCCGGUUCCAGAAAAGGAAAAAAGAUCCCAGUUCCUGAGCCACCAGCCUGAACCUUUGUCCUAGUCCCCCUUUUCCCUAGCACCCUUUUCCAUAGACCCCGAUUCUUCUGUAUUAUUCUGUUCCUAUUUUCUCCACUCUGUCCCUGAGACAGUCUCAACCCCCAGGAUUGCCCCUGCCUCAGCCAUCAGGGUAGCAUAAACUAUAAGGGAGCGGGGGAAGAGGAUCCAGUUAGCAGCUACUUAGACCUGAGAGGAAGCCAAUCUCUCCCCGGAGAUAGUGACCCCCUGCUUGAUGUCCUGCCCUAUGUCAGAGACUAGGGGGUGGCUGUCCUUGUCCGCAGGGAACAGGAACACCAACUCAGAAGCAGACAUUGAUAUGGCGGCACCCGAGACAGAGAAAGCUGCAGUUAUCAUCCAGGACAGGUUUCGGAGCUACCAGAAAAAAAAAAAAAAAUUCACCUGAGCUGCCAGCCCUGCCUCUGUCCAUUACCCCCCUCUCCACUGACCCUGAUUCCAUGUAUCCUGGUUUCUCUUUCCUGCUAACCUAUCCAUGAGACAUAAUUGUAACCCCCUGCAAUGUUCCCUGUCCCCAUCAUCAGGGUUGCCAGGCUCUGACAACCUGAAGAAACCAGUUUCUCCUUGGGAGCAGUGCUUGGGAGGAAGGUCUCGUGCCAGGGACUUGCAGUGGCUCACUUGGGAGAGGGGAGGGAGAUGAGAGACCCUUGGACAGUUGAAGCGGAGUGAGGGCUUCCGAGAAGGGUAUGACUGGGGAGAAGGGGGCAUUUUUCCUUUCUGUCACAUGCUAAGCUUAGAAUUUAGACAUCAUGUACUAUCUUACAGCUCUCUACGUUCCUAUUCCCAAUUUCCUGAGCUGAAUCACAGCAGGUAUUGAAGCCUCCCCUUUCUACACCCCCACUUCGAAAAGAGCUUCUCACAAUAAAUAGUGCAUGCUGGGCAAAUUAGAAUUUCAGGGAGAAAGACUGGGAGUAGUAGAGACAAACGAAUUUUCUCCCAUUUCCUACUACCUCUCCCACCUUACCAUUCUUCUAAGGCCAGGGAAAUGAGAACAGGGUAAUGAGAGGCGAGUUUGAGAAGCACAAAAAUGAGGGGCAGGCAGGAAAAGUGGACCUGGGACAGACUGAAGAUGAAAGGAGAUGAGGGGCAGGAAAAGAGGAGCAGUGAGGGGUUCCUGAAGCCUUGAGCUAAAGCCCAGGUGAGUGCCCUCCAUGAGACUAGCCUUCCUACUGAUAUGCUCUCCCUUUGGCCUCCUGAUAGCAGUGUCUUCACCUUUCCCCCAAUCCCCACCUGCCCCACUGUGGAGGCAGAAUAGAAAUAAACAGCCCUUCUCACAAGGUUUUAGCAUGUUUAAUAAAAACCUCAAGUGA